Penicillium expansum is the source of this 1056-nucleotide messenger RNA. Its product is annotated as 2,3-butanediol dehydrogenase. Gene Ontology annotation, molecular function: zinc ion binding; (R,R)-butanediol dehydrogenase activity. The coding region runs from base 1 to 1056 and encodes 351 amino acids. Gene Ontology annotation, biological process: butanediol biosynthetic process. Lineage: Eukaryota; Fungi; Ascomycota; Eurotiomycetes; Eurotiales; Aspergillaceae. The record is from RefSeq and is a predicted model, not a curated record. Gene Ontology annotation, cellular component: cytoplasm. The transcript is spliced from 6 exons.
AUGAGAGCUGUACGCUUCCAUGGACGAGGUGAUAUCCGCCUCGAUGAGAUUGAGGAGCCGAUUCGACCUGCCUUUGUCGGAAUAUGUGGCAGCGAUAUCCAUGAGUAUCUUGCUGGCCCAACGAUCGUCCCUGUCACCCCACAUCCAAUAACCGAGGAGAAGUUGCCAACCACCCUGGGCCAUGAGUUCAGUGGUACAGUUGAAGAGGUCGGCUCAGGCGUUACGGGGUUCAAGGUUGGAGAUCGGGUUGUAGUCAAGCCUAACCUCUUCGACGCUACGUGUUCGAACUGUUCAAUGGGCAGGUUCAACUGCUGUGAGAAAGUGGGAUUCAUCGGGUUCAGCACAGACACGCAAUUUCGCUACCUGGUUCCAUUCCCCUCGACGUCGGUGGGUGGCGAUACAGCCCUGGUGGAACCUCUAGCCGUCGCAUGGCACGCCGUAAGCGGCAGUCCUCUGCAGACAAAUGACUCGGUACUUGUGGUCGGGGCGGGACCAAUUGGUUUGGCUAUUAUCCAGGUACUAAAAGCCAAAGGGAUUAACUCGAUCAUUGCUGUGGAGGUGUCUGAGCGACGACGAGAAUUUGCACUGGCCCUGGGCGCCACUGAGGUCCUUAAUCCUGUUGACGUAGAUGCGGUUACGCAGAUACGUGCUUUGACAGGGAAUGUGGGUGCAGCUGUUGCAUUCGAGUGCUCUGGAGUCCAAGCUGGCAUCGAUACUGCGAUAUCUGGUCUUCGGGUGCGUGGGACAACGGUCGUCGUUUCCUUGUGGGAACACAAGCCUACUAUUGAUGCUUUUGCUAUUGUCUUCCACGAGAAGCAUGUCGCAGGGGCUGCUCUCUAUGAUGAUGGGGACUUUGAGGCUGUGAUUGAUGCAAUUUCUUCCGGUAUGCUCGACUUCUACUUACUUUUUAUCUUCGCUUCCUACUUAGGUAGUAUUCAGCCUCACCCAAUGAUUACCAGUAAGAUCCGAAUGGAGGAUGUGGAUGAGAGGGGGUUUAAAGCUCUCAUCGAGCAGAGAGAUAAGCAUGUGAAGAUCCUGGUCGACAUUUCUGCAUGA